Molecule: messenger RNA, 1745 nt
Organism: Orbicella faveolata
Lineage: Eukaryota; Metazoa; Cnidaria; Anthozoa; Scleractinia; Merulinidae
Product: G protein-coupled receptor 161B-like
Biological process (GO): G protein-coupled receptor signaling pathway
Cellular component (GO): membrane
Molecular function (GO): G protein-coupled receptor activity
Source: RefSeq, a predicted model, not a curated record
UCGUGCUCUACCGCUUCCUGCGUGCUUUACAACAGAACAGAGCACAGCUGAGGCUUCUUUAUUUGUUAAUUAUUAAGCCUGGGAGCCAAGUCCGAAAUUGGCCCAUUGACGUACGGGUCCGAACAAACAAGUAAAAAUCACCCAAGACACGCACAUGAAUAAAUAAUUCUGCAGGUGCCCGAUAGUCGCUGGUACAAACCGAACGUUGGGUGUCAAGCUACUUUCUCUUCUUUAGAACAGGGUGACUCUCGCUUCGCGAUAAAUCAGUCCACUUUCUUGCGUUGCUGGCCUCAGCAGCAUCUUGUCUUGUAACCCGGGCUCGGUAGUCAGCUACCUCCUACAGUCCACACAAAAGCUAAUAGUAAUUUUAUCCGUUUCAUUAACUAUGGAUAAAUAAAACGCUUCUUGGAUGUCAAAGAACUGUCAGUAUAAGUACACUGUUUUUAUGAACUAGCUUCCCCCUCACCUGCCUCAGAAUAGCACUUUGUGUUCAACCUUUCAAGCCAGAGCGGUGCGUACAUGUAAUCUAUAUUUUUUAGCGGUUGAUCCUAUUCGCAUUUAUGGAGAUUUUAUCUUUCUCAGUUCCCAACCGAUCAAAGGGACAAACCGCCAUAGAAGUCACCAUAACGGCCCUCCUCUUCAUCUUUGCUGUGUGGGGCAAUCUUCUCCUGUGUUUCGCAAUCUACAAGAAACGCAACCUUCGCACCAUUCCUAAUGCCUUUUUCUUGAACCUCGCAGUGUCCAACUUAUUGCUGACGCUGUCACAACUUCCCAUUCUCGUCGAUACAAUAGUCAGAGGAGAGUGGAGUCUUGGAGAAAGGUUCUGCCACUUUUGCGCUUUUCUUGACAUCGCUUUGUUUAGCAUGAAUCUUUUCACGCUAACUGUGAUCGGCGUCAAUCGCUAUUUUAAGAUAGUCAAGCCAAACCGCUACGGAAACGUCUUCUUCAGAAAGUCUGUGAUCUUCGUGAUUGUGUUCAUUUGGUGCUUAGCAAUCACCCUGUGCAGUGGUCCUUUCUUAGGAUGGGGCAAAUACCAGUUUAUUCCGCUGAAGUCGCUAUGCUCCAUUUCGGAAAACGCUCAAAGCUCAUUUCGUAUCAUGAGCUCAGUUAUUGUUUCCUGUUGCAUCUUCAUGAUAAUUGCCUGCCACGUCAAAAUCGCCCAAGUAGUUCGUCACCACAGGAGACGAAUCGUCACAGAAAGAAAACCUCCUCAGAACGAAGGCCCCUUACAACUUGCACAUGAGGGACUUUGCGGAGCUAUAAGGGACCCACAGGAGCUGAGAGGGGAGGACGUGCAUAUCGCUCGUACAGUGUCGGUCAUAGUGGUCCUUUUCUGCUUGUGCUGGGUCCCAAAUGCGAUCCUGGACAUUCUUGUGUCACGUGGGGUGCACGUGACUCGCGAAGUGCGCAUGUUUGGCGUUUACAUGAUGUUCCUUGAUCUGGUCAUCAAUCCAACUGUCUAUGGCAUGAGAAACAGAGAAAUACGAAACAUGUUGAAGCGAUUAUUUCAUCUGGACUGAAGACAUCAAGAAUCGGACAACUGUUGAAUAAGAGGAACGAUGUUGUUAUGGUAACCUGUGCUAACCUCAAGUCUAGAGCCACUGAAAGCACAUCUUUUAAACGUAAUUGAAACUGCUGAUUAAGAGACUAUCAUUUCAUCAAAGUAAUUAAACAAGUGAAAAGAUGAAACAUCAUAUAUUUGAACUACGGAGAAAGAUAUGAAGACAUGAUUGAUCGUCGCAGUU